UCCGUUUAUCGAACUGGCGGUGUUUGGCGGAUAAUGUCCGACAAUGUCCAUUUCUGGAACUUUGAGCAGCUAUUACGUGGACUCCAUCAUAAGUCACGAGAGCGAUGAACUCUCAAGUCCUGCUCGUUUUUCCGGUGUGCAGUAUUCUGGUAGCAGUGGAGCCGGAGCUUCCGUGGGUGCGAGGCAGCCAGGCGGCGCUGCGCACGCGGAUCAUCCACAUCCAGAGUCGUACCCGUCCUGCAGCUUCCAGCCGAAGCCUCCGGUCUUCUCCUCGCCCUGGAGCCCGUUCAACCCCCAUCAUGGCGCGAGUGGCCUCCCCGCUGUCUACCACCCAUACAUCCCGGCUCAGCACGUGCCCGCGCCGGACGCGCGGUACCUCCGCUCCUGGCUGGACUGCGCGCCCCGCGGAUCAGAGUCUGUGUCGGUCCAGGGUCAGGCGGGGCAGGUCAAACUGGAGCCUCAGCUCGGACAUCUCGGCGCGGAGCUUCCUACCAAAAUGGGCGGACAGCACCCGCACGAGACCACCACCUAUAUCCUGGAGUCCACGUCCACGGCGGCGCGCGAGCUGAGCCAUCACCCUUCCGCCAUCCCGGGAGCAGGGUUUGAAGAAAGUAAAGACAUUUGUGAAGGCAGCGAGGACAAAGAGACCCUGGAUCAAAAUGAUCCCUCCGCCAACUGGCUGCACGCACGCUCUUCGCGGAAGAAGCGAUGCCCCUACACCAAAUAUCAGACGCUCGAGCUGGAGAAGGAGUUCUUAUUCAACAUGUACCUCACACGGGACCGGCGGCACGAGGUGGCACGCGCACUGAACCUGACGGAGCGGCAGGUGAAGAUCUGGUUUCAAAACCGCAGGAUGAAAAUGAAGAAACAGACCAAGGACCAAGCCAAGGACUAGCACUUGUGCACAAGUUACACACCCACACACAGAGACGCACGUGCACGCAUGCUGUUAUGAUGCACCACGACACAUUCAUGUCCC
Messenger RNA from Thalassophryne amazonica, 979 nucleotides. It is a transcript of the gene hoxb9a, whose product is annotated as homeobox B9a. The coding region runs from base 44 to 895 and encodes 283 amino acids. NCBI's taxonomy places the organism in Eukaryota, Metazoa, Chordata, Actinopteri, Batrachoidiformes, Batrachoididae. Gene Ontology annotation, biological process: anterior/posterior pattern specification; embryonic skeletal system morphogenesis; proximal/distal pattern formation. Gene Ontology annotation, molecular function: DNA-binding transcription factor activity, RNA polymerase II-specific; RNA polymerase II cis-regulatory region sequence-specific DNA binding. The transcript is spliced from 2 exons. Gene Ontology annotation, cellular component: nucleus. The record is from RefSeq and is a predicted model, not a curated record.